Messenger RNA from Acanthamoeba castellanii str. Neff, 357 nucleotides. RefSeq lists its product as uncharacterized. The transcript is spliced from 2 exons. NCBI's taxonomy places the organism in Eukaryota, Discosea, Longamoebia, Acanthamoebidae. Bases 1 to 357 code for a protein of 118 amino acids. The record is from RefSeq and is a predicted model, not a curated record.
AUGCCUGAGUACUGCAUCAUUGAUGGCAAUCAUCACAUUCAGACUGCAUGGUGGCUUUUCCCUGGGAAUGGUGUUGUGACAUUGUCAAUAACAAGGUCUCAGAAGAUGACAUUCACAUCCUUGUGUGAGGCUGGAACCACAUGCACAAUGAGGCUGCAGUUCACAAGGAUGAGUGGGAGGACUUCUUCCAGUACCAUGACACCCUACACACCAACAAGUUCUGGACCACUACUCAAGGCAAGCAAGCCAUCAACUGGAAAAAGCUCAUCAGCCACAAGAACCUCAUCCAUUUCAAGUUGCCACUGUCCUGUCACCAAGCAUGGUGGUCACAGGACCUCACAUUUGCUGGGUCUGUGA